AUCUAUUUAGAUGGAUGAACACAUUUUAUAUAUAUAUGCAGACUGUUUCUUUCUCCUUCCAACAUGUUAUGCAUAUUCUAAUGCGAAUAGGGAAGCAAGAUCACGAAGAAGAAGAAGACCCAUAGGUUACCGCGGAAUUUAUUUCGACGAUAAUCGUAAGAGACACCCGCGCUCUCUCAGGUGAUGAUUAAAAUCAACAGAGAUGUAUAGACAUAAAUGCUUAUUUAUCACAAGUGAUGUUUACAAACGAAGAACGAGUAGAAAUCAAAUUUCACAAUGAACUUAACGAUUCUCAAAAUUCGAAAAGAAAACAUUCAAUUAUAACUAGACUUAUUAAUUGUAACAGAAUACGAUAAAAAAAAGAAAGGGAAAAAGAAUGCUAAUAUAAUUCGCCAGACAGAUGGUUGUUUGAAUCAUUACGUAAAUGGCAUCAAUGUUAAAUGUGUUGAAGCCAACAAUGAUUAAAGAGGCAACGUUUGUCGACUAAGCGAUACAUUAAAUAAAUAAACUGCCGCGAUCGGGUACGAUCGCGGCCAAGCACUAGUGUGCCUGUCGAAUUCAGCCUGACAAUAUCGUUUAAAAGUGGAACAUGGCUAACCUGGUAGCUGCAGAUUAUGCGGUAAUCGUAAUAACGAUGAUCAUUAGUUCAGGAAUUGGUGUAUAUUACUGGCUUAGCGGAGGAAAACAGAAAUCGAUGGAGGAAUAUUUCAUGGCAGACAGAUCGAUGCAAAUGUUACCGGUCGCGAUAGGCUUAACGGUUUCGUAUAUAUCCGCGGUCAGUUUGCUAGGAGUGAGUUCAGAAAAUUAUGUUUAUGGUACCCAAUACGCCGUGAUCAAUAUUUCUUAUGGACUUGCUACACCAUUCGUUGUUUACUUGUACAUGCCGGUGUUUUUUAAGAUUGGAAAAGCCAGCGCCUUCGAGUACUUGCACAAACGUUUCGGAAAAGCGGCAAGAAUGGCAGGAAGCUUCGCUUUCACACUUCAACUGCUUCUGUACAGCGGUGUAGUAUUGUACGCACCGGCACUUGCCCUGGAAGCAACCACAGGUAUCUCGACGACCGCAAGUGUAAUCGGCAUAGGAUUGGUCUGCACGUUUUAUUCGACCAUCGGCGGUAUCAAGGCGGUUCUCAUUACCGAUGUAUUUCAGAGUCUGUUGAUGCUGAUAGCUAUUAUCUUGGUAAUCAUCACCGCAGCCAUGAACGUCGGAGGCCUUGACAAAAUUUGGGAGAUUGCCCGACAAGGAUCACGGAUAGAAUUUGACAGCAUUUCAAUGGACCCAACUGUGCGACACACCUGGUGGAGCUUGACAUUUGGCGGUUUCUUCACCUACCUCUCCUUGUACGGAACCAACCAAGUUCAAGUUCAGAGAAUGUUAACCAUCAAAAACGUGAAACACGCGCAAUCUGCCAUUUGGAUAAGCUGGCCAUUAUCCUCCCUCAUGUCCUUGGGCCUCUGUUUCACUGGAUUGGCGAUAUACACCCAGUAUCGUAACUGCGACCCCCUCGAGAGCGGAAGGAUCGGAUCCUAUGAUCAAUUAAUGCCGCUUUAUGUGAUGGACAUGCUUUCCGCGUAUCCAGGUGUGCCCGGCCUUUUUAUAGCAGGCAUCUUCAGCGCUGGACUUAGCACCAUCUCUGCCACGGUGAAUUCCUUGGCCGCAGUUAUACUGGAAGAUUUUAUCAAACCCAUAUGUCGUUUUUGGAAUAAAGAGAUUACCGCAACGGGUUCAAUCAUCAUCAGCAAGAUUCUGGCCGUUAUAGUCGGUAUUAGUUGUAUAGGAUUGGCAUUUAUGGGACAUUUUCUUGGUGGACUCCUUCAGGCAGCUCUGACGAUUUUUGGUGUGGUGGGCGGUCCUGUGUUCGGCAUGUUCACUUUAGGCAUGUUUACAAGAUUGGGAAAUCAGAGAGGAGCGAUCGUCGGUCUACUAACUAGCCUCGUUUUCUCCCUGUGGAUUGGUUUCGGUCAGCCAAAACCACCAAUCCCGAACAAGGUGGAUAUCACGUCUAACUGUAGCAAUGCCACGCAUUAUGAUUACGAGGAAUCGUCGAAUUUGCAUUUUGAAUACCAGCAAAGUAACAAUGACUCAUACUUCUACCUGUAUCGCAUUUCAUAUAUGUGGUACUGUCCCUUGGGAAGUGUCUUAAGUUUCGGAGUAGGUUGGAUUUUCAGUUGGAUUUCAAACCUAAUUCUAAAUGAAGAACCACAGGAUAUAGAUCCUGAUCUCUUCACGCCAAUUUUAGCAUCGAAAUUACACAAAGAACGAUUAAAAAAUUCAAACGAAUAUCAUAGUACGGUAAUAUUGGAUACGAUUUCUUGAUAUUAAUUAAUUAAUUCGUGUCAUGAGUGAUAUAAUAAAUAUGCUACGAAGAAAUUUUUUAUACUCAUACAUAAUUUUAAAAUAAUGAACAUUUAAAUUAUCUCUUAACGAUUAACAAGUUACAAUUCUAUUAUGCAAUUUUCAAAACGUUGGUUCUCGUAGUAUUAUUUCAUCAUCGCAUGAUUUCCAACAUCACCAUCACCAUAUUUUUAACGUCCAAUCGUAAAAGGAAACAGACCUAACCUAUCAAUCGUUUAUUUACAACGGUUAGACGCGCCACUCGAAGAAUUCUCGUAAUUGGCCUUAACCUAAAAACAAGCGGAGCAGAGUCCAAAUCCGUUGAACAAGACACGUGUCGCGUAAACCAACCAGAACGACGUUUACACUGAGCAAUUCUGUUAUUAAAAUAAAAAAAGUAAUAAAAAAAUAAGAGAAAAAAAAUUGUAAUCGAAGAUCUCUCAAGAAAUACGAUUCGACGAAAUCGUGGCCGAUAUUACGCGUAACUUGCUUUCCUUUCGGAAUUCCGAUUAUCGCCACGAGGCGGCCAACCUCUUCUCCUCCUCUGCAACGAGGAGCAGACGUAAACACCGCGCGAACCACGGGUGUGCUGAACGUUUACCGAAACGUUCGCAAAUCACGAUGGAAUGCCGUCAGACUGGUGUUCCCGUGCGCGGCACACGGUGACAUACAGAACGAAGCAACGACCCGUGCACUGUGCAGCGCUUACGUAAGGAAAUAACGCGGUACGGAGAGACCGAGUGGACCACCUCGAGCUUUGUUUCGACUACUAAAGUCGCGUAUUCACCGGUCACGUAGAAUGCUUGCAAAUGUUUGUGAGCUUUUUGAAAUGUUAAUAGCAGGCAAUCCGUGACAAACAUUUGUCAAGCACUUCCACUAAACAAAUGUUAGCAAACAAGGGCUUGUUUAUGAGCACUUGUCGUUGAUGCAUUGAUAGGGCCAGUUCUUAAAGACAGUAGUCGUUCGUUUACGUUAAACGCGUAGGAAUCGACAUGGAAACACUUCGUAAAUGUUAGUGUGUGGUUUACUUAAUGAUUAAAAUUCUGCACAUUUUUAUUGAUCAAUCGAGAAACUCGGGAAUGUGAAUAGAUACGCAGUUAAAGAAAUUGAGCCUGAACGCGCGACUGUCACUGUUUUGAAUAUUUGCGGUAUUCGAAUUUCGUUGAACUUUUGUUGAAACGGAGCCUUUAUGGUUGCCGCCAUCCAUGUUGAGCAACCACUACUGUCUUUCGUCCGACCGUGUAAUUACAUUGCGCAAUUCGCGCAUCUCUCAUAUGCUUUGCUUGUUCACCACUAAUUUAACGUGGAACAUUGAGAGAAUUAUGUAAGAACAGUGAACUGUAAAGAUUUUGAAGUGGAAAGUUACACAAAAUAAUGAGAACAUUGUAAAUGAUUAUUAAUUAUAAAUUAAACUAGAAAAUAUUA
Molecule: messenger RNA, 3757 nt
Organism: Apis dorsata (giant honeybee)
Lineage: Eukaryota; Metazoa; Arthropoda; Insecta; Hymenoptera; Apidae
Product: putative sodium-dependent multivitamin transporter
Exons: 8
Coding region: 590-2314 (574 amino acids)
Biological process (GO): transmembrane transport; sodium ion transport
Cellular component (GO): membrane
Molecular function (GO): symporter activity
Source: RefSeq, a predicted model, not a curated record